Messenger RNA from Poecilia latipinna (sailfin molly), 4550 nucleotides. RefSeq names its product sodium-driven chloride bicarbonate exchanger-like. Gene Ontology annotation, cellular component: plasma membrane; basolateral plasma membrane. The transcript has 27 exons. Lineage: Eukaryota; Metazoa; Chordata; Actinopteri; Cyprinodontiformes; Poeciliidae. The record is from RefSeq and is a predicted model, not a curated record. Gene Ontology annotation, biological process: monoatomic anion transport; regulation of intracellular pH; transmembrane transport. Bases 635 to 3919 code for a protein of 1094 amino acids. Gene Ontology annotation, molecular function: sodium:bicarbonate symporter activity; monoatomic anion transmembrane transporter activity; solute:inorganic anion antiporter activity.
GAUGCCAGUUGCCAGUGGAACAUUGCGUGCCGCAACAAGAAGCAGAGAUGCGAUUGACAGAAGACUGCAGAUUGCCUGCAUAUUGACGGAAAUAAUAAGACAACCAACACGAAGAGCUGACAACGACCAUUAGAAAAAUAAGCCAUUAUGAUUGGCGGAUUUCCCCUGUCAUGCAAACAGCCAACAUGGCUGUUAUUCUUUCUGUUCCAUUUCUGUCUUAUUACCCAUGAUCCACACAUGACCCACUGUGUUUUAAAUCUUCUGGUGAAAGGCUGAAUUAGAAACCAAAACGCCUUUCCAGUAGCUCACAUGCACGACUGAAUACAUGGAGGUAUAAGCCCCCACUGGCAGAAGAAACCCCCGCAUAAAAAGUGUGCGCUCAAAAUGGAAAGCGCAGCCUCCCCUCCUUUGUGCGUAAACGAUGCGGGGCCAGGACGGGAACACUUUGCUACCUUCAUCUGAGAAAACCCGGCCGGUGAAUGCUCAGUAGGGGAGGGGAGAAGGAUAAAAUCUGAAGAAGAAGAAAACGCCAGCAUCAAGUGAGGGUCGCUUUCCAACGCAGCGGUCUGCCGAGGAGGAGCGCAGCGUCGCCACCUGGUUAUAUUCUGAGGCCGAGGAAGAGGAGAGGGAAAAGAUGGACAUCACCGACCAAGGAGCCCAAAUGGAGCCGCUCUUACCCACGGAACAAAGUUCUCAAGAAAGUAAAGAUGUGAGGACCGAUGAGGAGGCGGUGUUGGACCGCGGGGGAACACGUUCUAUGCUCAACACCAAUUUUGAGAAGGAAGAACUUGAAGGUCACCGCACUCUCUACAUUGGAGUCCACGUCCCCUUGGGUCGGAGGUCGCACCGUCGACACCGUCACCAUGGACACAGACACAGGAAGAGGUCCAAGGAGAGGGACUCCACAGGGGAAGACGGGCGAGAAUCCCCCUCAUAUAACACUCCAGCUCAGAGGGUGCAGUUCCUUCUGGGCACAGAGGAUGGCGACGAAGAGCACAUCCCUCACGCCCUGUUCACUGAGAUGGACGAAAUCUGCCUCAGGGAGGGCGAGGACGCCGAAUGGAAAGAGACGGCUAGGUGGCUGAAGUUCGAAGAGGAUGUUGAAGACGGCGGCGAACGGUGGAGUAAGCCCUACGUGGCCACCCUGUCUCUGCACAGCCUGUUUGAGCUGCGGAGCUGCAUCAUGAACGGCAUCGUGAUGCUGGACAUGCGGGCCAACUCACUGGAGGAGAUCGCAGAUAUGGUCUUGGAUCAGCACGAGGGGUCCGGCUCUCUGGGUCCGGAUGCCCGGAAGAGGAUCCGUGAGGCCCUGCUCAAGCAGCACCAUCACCAAAACCACAAGAAGCUGGCCAACCGCAUCCCCAUCGUACGCUCCUUCGCUGACAUUGGCAAGAAGCAGUCCGAGCCUCAUUCCAUGGACAAGAACGGCCAAACGGUCUCACCGCAGUCCCAGCCGUCCAACAACGAGGCCAAACAGGACGUCAGUCGAGAAAACAGUGCUGUGGACUUCAGUAAGAUUGACCUCCAUUUCAUGAAGAAGAUCCCUCCUGGAGCGGAGGCGUCCAAUGUGCUGGUUGGGGAGCUGGAGUUCCUGGACCGCCCAGUGGUGGCCUUUGUCCGCUUGUCUCCAGCUGUGCUGCUCAACGGCCUUACCGAAGUUCCCAUCACCACCAGGUUCUUGUUCAUCCUCCUGGGACCUCUGGGUAAAGGUCCCCAGUAUCAUGAAAUUGGGCGAUCUAUUGCUACCCUGAUGACUGAUGAGAUUUUCCAUGAUGUCGCCUAUAAGGCCAAAGACAGGAGUGACCUGGUGGCAGGAAUCGACGAGUUUUUGGAUCAGGUGACCGUGUUGCCCCCCGGCGAGUGGGACCCCUCCAUCAGAAUAGAGCCGCCGAAGAAUGUUCCCUCUCAGGAAAAGCGAAAGAUCCCCCCCGUUCCCAACGGAGUGACGGAUCUUGGAGAGUCUGAGGAGCACGGAGGACAUGGUGGCCCUGAGCUCCAGCGUACGGGGAGGAUAUUUGGUGGAAUGAUCUUGGACAUCAAGCGAAAAGCCCCUCACUACCUUUCAGACUACACAGACGCCAUCAGCCUCCAGUGUCUGGCCUCCUUCCUCUUCCUGUACUGCGCCUGCAUGUCACCUGUUAUUACCUUUGGAGGACUCCUGGGCGAAGCCACAGAGGGCCGCGUGAGUGCCAUCGAGUCUCUGUUUGGGGCUUCAAUGACCGGGAUAGCCUACUCUCUGUUUGCCGGUCAGCCCCUCACCAUCCUGGGCAGCACUGGGCCCGUCCUCGUCUUUGAGAAGAUCCUUUUCAAGUUUUGCAAGGAAUAUGGCCUGUCCUACCUCUCCCUGAGGACCUGCAUUGGGCUGUGGACGGCCUUCUUCUGCCUGCUGCUGGUGGCCACAGAUGCCAGCUCGCUUGUCUGCUACAUCACUCGCUUCACUGAAGAGGCUUUCGCCGCACUAAUCUGCAUCAUCUUCAUCUACGAGGCCCUGGAGAAGCUGAUUCACUUGGGGGUGCACUAUCCGGUCAACAAACACAACGACCUGCAGAAGCUCACCCAGUACUGGUGUAGCUGUGUUGAGCCUAGGGACCCGAGCAAUGAGACCCUGCAAUUUUGGGAUGAGAGGAACAUUACAGUCUCCCAGGUCAACUGGACCUCACUGGAGGUCAAGGAGUGUGAGGUGUUACAUGGGGAGUUUCAGGGGCCCGCCUGUGGCCACCACGGCCCCUACAUCCCAGACGUCCUCUUCUGGUGUGUGGUGCUCUUCUUCACCACAGUCUUCAUGUCAGCCUUCCUGAAGGAGUUCAAGUUCAGCCGCUACUUCCCCACCAAGGUCAGGUCUAUCAUCAGCGACUUUGCAGUCUUUAUCACUAUCCUCACUAUGGUCCUUGUUGAUUAUGCCAUAGGAAUCCCAUCGCCUAAAUUACAAGUUCCCAACAAGUUCAAACCAACUAGAGACGAUCGGGGCUGGGUCAUAAACCCGGUUGGACCCAACCCGUGGUGGACCACCAUCGUCACCUUUGUCCCCGCUCUGCUCUGCACCAUCCUCAUCUUCAUGGACCAGCAGAUCACAGCGGUGAUUAUCAACAGGAAGGAGCACAAGCUGAAGAAAGGCUGUGGCUACCACCUGGACCUGUUUGUGGUGGGGGUGAUGCUGGGCGUGUGCUCGGUGAUGGGCCUGCCGUGGUUCGUGGCGGCCACCGUGCUCUCCAUCUCCCAUGUGAACAGCCUGAAGCUGGAGUCGGAGUGCUCGGCUCCCGGAGAGCAGCCCAAGUUCCUGGGCAUCCGCGAGCAGCGCUUCACCGGCCUCAUGAUCUUCACCCUCAUGGGCUGCUCCGUCUUCAUGACCUCCGUGCUAAAGUUCAUCCCCAUGCCCGUCCUCUACGGCGUCUUUCUGUACAUGGGAGCGUCUUCCCUCAGAGGCAUCCAGUUCUUCGAUCGCUUGAAGCUGUUCGGCAUGCCAGCCAAACAUCAGCCUGACUUCAUCUACCUUCGACACGUGCCGCUGAGGAAGGUCCACCUCUUCACCAUCGUCCAGCUCAGCUGCUUAAUCCUGCUGUGGGUCAUCAAGACCUCCAGGGCGGCCAUCGUUUUUCCCAUGAUGGUCUUGGCGCUGGUAUUUAUUCGCAAGUUGCUGGAUUUCAUCUUCACCAAGAGAGAGCUGAGCUGGCUGGAUGAUCUGAUGCCAGAGUGGAAGAAGAAGAAGCUGGAGGAUGCAGCACAAGAGGAGGAACACAGUAUUAUCGCAGAGGAGGAAGGGAUUGUUCAAGUCCCACUAGAGGGGCACUACAGGAGUGACCCAGCCACGGUGAACAUCACCGAUGAAAUGUCUAAGGGAUCUUUCGGGAACGUGUGGAAGGGCGUCAAUCCCGCUGAGAACACGAAAAAGGAAGUGGGAUUGAAAAGCUCCCCUUCCUAACCUCUCAGAAGCCAAUACCCCAAAGUUACGCCAGAAGCGGUGAAAAGCGACACAAGCGGAGGAGGCAUGACAAGAGUCUGGACAGGGAGACGAGUUUGUGAUGACACAUGCUGGCGACGCCACUGUGCUGUCAGUCAGUAAAUACAAAUAAAAGAAAAAAAAACAGAAAAAAAAAACAAAUAUACCGUGCCACACUCAGCCACCUAUGUACUGUGCUACACUGUGUUUUUAGUCAUGUAAGUCUGUGUGCGAGUUCAGAAGAAAGAAAUAUUUUGUUGGAAACCAUAAGCAACAUAAGAAAACUCACUGAGUUAGACACCAAGUUAGGCAAACAGAAGGAAGAACCAACACUGGACUUAAUUUGAUCCGCAUUCAGACCAGCAAUGGGUGCGGGAAUGAUCAGUUAGUGAACAGCUAGCAUGUUGCAGAGGGUGUACAUGUGGCAUUACUAGCAGAAUGACAGUAUCUGUUCAAACUAAGUUGUCAAGCACUUUAACACUCUAUACCUGCAGAAGGAGGCUUUUGGUAAAUGUUUGUAAGACAUUGCUCCACUAUUGGCUGCUCUUAUGCCUUUUCGUCACAAAUGUGCACAAAACUUUACUGACAUUCCGCUAAUGUAAAAAAAAAAAAC